GUAUAAUUAGGCGCUAUUUGCGCGGUCACACUGUUCACUAUCGCCGCGUUGUGUUUUUUUUGCCCACGAAUUUUCAUCGUUGUUUUCCCGAAAAUAUUCCGGAUUUAACCGCGCGAUGGGGGAAAGCGAUGCCGAGAGCGAUUCGAGCAGCAAUUCCAGCAGCAGCGGCACUUCCAGCGGCAGCGACAGCGACGCCAGGAGCGAAUCCUCCUCGUCGGCGAGCAGCGGGCGUGAGGAAGAGGAAGCAGAGCUGAAGCCGUCCGCCAAAGAUGCGAAAAAAAAUGAUGAUAGGGAUGGUGGGGAGGACAGCGAUAAGGAAAGGGGAGCUGGAGGGGAUGAGGAUACAGCCGAGCAGGAAAAAGUUCCAGUGGAAGACUCCCGUUCGGAGCCCAAGCAAAUUUCCCAAUCUGCUGGCGUGGAAAAGCAGCAAGAAGAAGCAGCAGCUGCAACGGCGGAAAGUGAGAAAUUAAAUGAAGCGGAAAAAGUAGAAACACCUGUCCAGCGGGAAGAAGAGGAAGCAGAAGCCACAGGUGUGACGAAAGAGCUGGAAAAACCGAAGUCCCAGACAGAGCAAGCUGGAGAAGAAGCAGAAGAGCGGGGGAAGGAGGAGCAAGAGGAGCCGGUGACCACCAAUGGAAGCGAAAAGGAAUCCCCGAAGGAAGCCGCUGGGGGAGCAGUGGAGACUUCCAAGGCGGACCAUAUCGAGGAGGGCGAAAUAACCGAUAAAGACGAUGAUGACGUGCCGCCCACUAAGGAGAGUGAGAAAUCCACCGCCGCCGCCCAGAGUAGUCCAGCCAAAGAGACCCACCGUCAACGAAGCCGCAGCCAGGAUGCCAAGGGACGUCGGCCACGAUCCUCCAGCAGGAGUCUUUCGCCCCGCAGCCGACGUCGUCAUCGCUCGCGGAGCAGGAACAGUAGAACCCGCAGCCGCAGUAUCAGUCCCAUCCGCCGUAGGUCCAAUUCCUUGGAGAGACGACGCCUGGAGCGACAGAGACGCCAUGAGGAGCGGGAUAAGCGGGAUGAGAAGAGGGCCAAGGAGCGGGAACAGCGCCAUCAAAAGCGAGAUAAAUCGACCAGCCGGCGUAGAGAUGAUUCCAGGGAACGGAGGAGGUCUUCGGAUCGCAAACGAGAUCGUUCCACCUCCAGUCCAGGAUCGAAAUCAUCUAAAACUGCUCGCCAACCAGAAGCCAAUAAUGCAGAUAAUGAAACUGUUACCGAACCUUCUGCAAAAAUAACUGAGCGUCAAAGGAAAACGGUGGAUGUUUUGACCUCUCGGACAGGAGGAGCCUAUAUUCCACCAGCUAAGCUGCGACUGAUGCAGUCACAGAUCACGGAUAAAGCAUCCGCUGCCUAUCAGAGAAUCGCCUGGGAGGCCCUCAAGAAAUCCAUCCAUGGUUACAUCAACAAAGUGAAUGUAACCAAUAUAGCAAUCAUCACCAGGGAGCUGCUAAGAGAGAAUAUCGUCAGGGGAAGGGGUUUACUCAGCAGGAGUAUCAUUCAAGCACAGGCUGCUUCGCCCACUUUCACCCAUGUCUACGCCGCUCUGGUGAGCAUUAUAAACUCAAAGUUUCCGAAUAUAGGAGAGCUCCUGCUCAAACGUCUCGUCAUCCAAUUUCGUAGAGCGUUCCGCCGCAACGAUAAGUUGGUUUGCAUGUCGGCCACCAGAUUCAUUGGUCACCUGGUCAACCAGCGCGUGGCCCAUGAAAUUCUGGCCCUUGAGAUCCUCACGCUGCUGGUGGAAACGCCCACGGAUGAUUCGGUGGAGGUGGCCAUCAGUUUUCUGAAGGAGUGCGGCAUGAAACUGACCGAGGUUUCCUCCAAAGGCAUUGGCGCAAUCUUCGAGAUGCUGCGGAACAUCCUGCACGAGGGCAAACUGGACAAGCGAGUGCAGUACAUGAUCGAGGUGCUGUUCCAGGUGCGAAAGGAUGGCUUUAAGGACCACCAGGCGGUUGUUUCCGAACUCGAACUGGUGGAGGAGGACGAUCAGUUCACGCACCUGAUGAUGCUAGACGAAGCCACCGAAACGGAGGAUAUACUGAAUGUUUUUAAAUUUGACGACAACUACGCGGAGACUGAGGAGAAGUACAAAGGACUGAGUCGCGAGAUCCUGGGCAGCGAUGAUGGCAGUAGUUCUGGGUCAGGAUCCGGAUCGGAUUCGGAUAGCGAUUCGGAUGGAGAAUCCGGUUCGGAUGCGGAAAAGAAAACCGAAGCUGGCGGCGAUAUUAUCGACAACACUGAAACCAAUCUGAUUGCCCUGCGACGCACAAUUUACUUAACAAUUAACUCUAGUUUGGACUAUGAGGAGUGUGCCCACAAGCUGAUGAAAAUGCAACUGAAACCCGGACAAGAAAUUGAGCUCUGCCACAUGUUUCUCGAUUGCUGUGCGGAACAGAGAACAUAUGAAAAGUUCUACGGGCUUCUGGCCCAGCGGUUCUGCAACAUUAACAAGAUCUACAUACCCCCCUUUGAGGAGAUCUUCAAGGACACCUAUCAAACCACACACAGAUUGGACACAAAUCGCCUGAGAAACGUUAGCAAGUUCUUCGCCCAUCUCCUGUUUACCGACGCCAUUAGUUGGGAUGUGCUCGAGUGCAUCCAACUGAACGAGGAUGACACCACUUCGUCGAGCAGGAUCUUUAUAAAAAUCCUAUUUCAGGAGCUAGCUGAGUACAUGGGUUUGGGAAAACUAAAUACAAAGCUCAAGGAUGAAGUUUUGGUUGAAAGCCUGGCUGGUUUGUUCCCCAAGGAUAAUCCAAGGAAUACCCGCUUCUCCAUUAAUUUCUUUACCUCCAUUGGCUUGGGUGGACUGACCGAUGAUUUAAGAAGAUUCUUGAAGAAUGCCCCCAAGGCUGUGCCCGCAAUAAAUGCUGAAAUCCUGGCCACUGCCGGAGGAAAUCCUUUCAGAGAUGGUUCUGCUCCCGCUGGAAAUUCCAAGAUAGCCCCACCUUCGUCGUCCUCUUCUUCGUCGUCGUCAUCUUCGGACUCUAGCAGCGAUGACUCCAGUGAAGGAGAAUCUAGUUCCGAAUCUUCUAGUGAAUCUUCAAGCUCCGAUUCUAGCUCAGAACCCCAGAAGAAACGCAAGCGCAAAGACAAGGACAAGAAGAAAUCGAAGAAAGCAAGUAAGGAGAAGUCCAAAAAGGGAAAGAACAAAAAGGUGGAGAAGAAAAAGAAGGCGGAGAAGGAAAAACAGAAAGCUGAGAAGGAAAGGGAAAAGGAGAAGCAAAAGGAACGGGAGAAGGAAAGGGAGAAAGACAAAAAGCGCGAAAAAGAGAAAAAGAAGGCAGCCAAAAAUAAAUCAAAGCGCAAAAGGAAACGCCCGGAGAGCUCGAGUUCCAGCAGUAGCGAUGGCAGCGAAAAGUCCACGUCCGAAUCUUCUUCAUCGAAUUCUUCUAGCGAAGAAAGCGAAGCUGAGCCCCAGUCAAAGAUUAAGCGCCAGGAGCAGAUUCAAAAAAACAACAAAUUUCGUGGACAACCGCAAGAUAGUGACGAAUUCAACCUGGAAGGUCCUGAAUCUAGAGAACGCGACCGCAAUCUGUCGAAUGGUAAUGGCCAGAGACGCAGGGACAACUCCUUUGGCAGAGAUCGAAAUCGAGACCGAGAGAAUUCUUCAUAUGACAGAGAAAGAAACAGGGACAAUUCAUAUGACAGAAAGAGGAAGGUCCAGAAGUCGGUCUCCCACGAUAGGCAAAGAAAACGAGAUAGGUCACUAUCGAAUGAGAAACCUCGCAGAAGAGAGAAUUCUUCGCCCCGCGAGAGACGCGUUGAGAAGAAGAGUCGUGGUGAAAAAGACAAUCGACGCGGUGAUCGUUUGUCCAGAGAUGAGAGGUCGGAUCGUGGAGAGAGAUCAGAUCGUGGAGAGAGAUCAGAUCGAGGAGAAAGGUCAGAUCGUGGAGAGAGGUCAGAUCGCGGUGGUCGUCAAAAAGAUCGUGAUCGUGACAGGGAUGGUGAUUUCAAGAGGCAAAGGGGUCGAGAGAGGGAGCGUGACCGGGAACGCGUUCAAUCUCGUGAUCGUGACCGUGACCGCUCGCGAAGAGAGCGCAGUUCACACCGUUCCAAGGGGCGUGGCUGAAGUUGGAGACUGGACUGGAAACCGAGACGAAACCAAGGCAUAUACAAAAUUGUGUUAAAUAUUUUACUUUUACAUGUGUACAAAGAAAAACCCACUAAGCUGAUAAAACAAAAAUAAAUGUACAAAAUGCAACUGUCAAA
This is a messenger RNA of Drosophila takahashii, 4209 nucleotides long. It is a transcript of the gene ncm, whose product is annotated as pre-mRNA-splicing factor nucampholin. Gene Ontology annotation, biological process: mRNA splicing, via spliceosome. NCBI's taxonomy places the organism in Eukaryota, Metazoa, Arthropoda, Insecta, Diptera, Drosophilidae. The record is from RefSeq and is a predicted model, not a curated record. Gene Ontology annotation, molecular function: protein binding; RNA binding. Gene Ontology annotation, cellular component: catalytic step 2 spliceosome.